AUGCAAACAAGAAAGUGGAUUAUGCUGUCCUUCUUGGCGACUUGUUUCUUGGUAGUGAAUGGCAAAUCAUUACGCCGUUCGUCACGAGAUAAAAGGCAAUAUUCAAGCAACCACAUAAUCGAUAAGAAAGAACGAGAUCUGCAACGAGCUUUGCAAAGAAUAGGAUCACCAAAACGACGGCUCCAGGAGUCGGAUCUCCAACUUGAAACCAACACAACAGCUCCUCGAGAAGAAGAAGUGGGAGAAGGAGAGCAAGUCUUCCAAGCUAAUACAAACACCACAGAAACGGUCAAAGGACAAGAAGAAUCCGCGCUUCUGCUUGGCAUGAGUACCAAGGCUGGUGAAGCAAAUUCGUCGUCACCUUUCUCUUUCGGGACAGGGAACGCUAAUGAAGAACAAUCGUCUCCCUUCUCUUUUGGAAUUCCACAAACCGAGAACGAAGAGCAACAAACUGAGACAGAAAAUGCCCCUCUGGUCAAUCUCGAUACUGAGCUAACAACCGAAGAACCGUCAUUGUCUGUCAAUUCAACAGAAUUUCUGAACGAACAGGGAGGAAUGCCGGCUUCUGCAAACCUUGAUAGUCAGCAAUCCGGUCAAGAUGAGUAUAUGAACUUCCAUUUCGGUGCUGGGCAGAUCCACAAAGAAGAGCAUACUUCUCUACCACUGAACGAAGAAGACCCGAGUGGGACUUAUGUUGAUGGAAACUUAGUGGAUCAGUUUGCCAACAUGUUCAACAUGGUGCAUGGAAAUGCUUUGCCGAUAGACGAUCCUUAUCCUCAAUCCCAAUCUGGGGAAGGGAAGGGUUCAAUUUACUAUGACGAGCUUGGAAAAGGUGGCAAGGGCAAGGGAGGAAAGGGACAAGCUAGUAAAGGCAAAGGAGGUGUAGGCAAAGGAGGUGUAGGCAAAGGAGGUGUAGGCAAAGGAGGCGGCAUGGUGUCCCAGGACUCUGGCAAUACGGGGUCAUUCGAUGGCACAAAAGGAGGACCUUCUGGCAAGUACAAAGUAUCCAAGAAAGCCUCCUCGUCGGGAUCAAAAGCCUACCGAAGAGAACACCGACUUACUAUGCCACCCACGGAGACAAACCCUACUCACGGCGGUGGAAGCAGUGAAAAGAGUCGUCGUCGAAACUGA
Cylindrotheca closterium is the source of this 1131-nucleotide messenger RNA. NCBI's taxonomy places the organism in Eukaryota, Bacillariophyta, Bacillariophyceae, Bacillariales, Bacillariaceae. The record is from the annotation of a GenBank genome assembly.